Castor canadensis (American beaver) is the source of this 2764-nucleotide messenger RNA. NCBI's taxonomy places the organism in Eukaryota, Metazoa, Chordata, Mammalia, Rodentia, Castoridae. The record is from RefSeq and is a predicted model, not a curated record.
AUGCCCAUUUUACAGAGAUUAAAACUGAGGCACAAAGAGUUUUGGAAGCUGGACGCCUUCAUCUACGACGCGGCGGUGCUCAACUAUAUGGCCCGCAAGGACGAGGGCUGCAAGCUCGUCACCAUCGGCUCGGGCAAGGUCUUCGCCACAACGGGCUAUGGCAUCGCCCUGCACAAGGGCUCCCGCUGGAAGCGGCCCAUCGACCUGGCGCUGCUGCAAUUCCUGGGGGACGAUGAGAUCGAGAUGCUGGAGCGGUUGUGGCUCUCCGGGAUCUGUCACAACGACAAAAUCGAGGUGAUGAGCAGUAAGCUGGACAUCGAUAACAUGGCCGGGGUCUUCUACAUGCUCCUGGUGGCCAUGGGCCUCUCCUUGCUGGUCUUCGCCUGGGAGCACCUGGUGUACUGGAGACUGAGGCACUGCCUGGGGCCCAGCCACCGCAUGGACUUCCUGCUGGCUUUCUCCAGGGGCAUGUACAGCUGCUGCAGCGCCGAGGCCGCCCCGCCGCCGGCCAAGCCCCCACCGCCACCGCAGCCUCUGCCCAGCCCCGCGUACCCCGCCGCGCGCCCUCCACCCGGCCCCGCGCCUUUCGUGCCCCGCGAGCGAGCCGCGGUGGACCGCUGGCGCCGGGCCAAGGGCGCGGGGCCGCCGGGGACCGCGGGGCUGGCGGACGGCUUCCACCGCUACUACGGCCCCAUCGAACCGCAGGGCCUAGGCUUGGGCGAGGCGCGCGCAGCGACCCGGGGCGCACCCGGACGCCCACUGUCCCCUCCAGCCGCGCAGCCCCCGCAGAAGCCGCCGCCUUCCUACUUCGCCAUCGUGCGCGACAAGGAGCCGGCCGAGCCUCCCGCCGGCACCUUCCCCGGCUUCCCGUCGCCGCCCGCGCCUCCUGCCACCGCGGCCACCGCCGUCGGGCCACCGCUGUGUCGCCUGGCCUACGAGGACGAGAGCCCGCCGGCGCCCGCGCGGUGGCCGCGCUCCGAUCCCGAGAGCCAGCCGCUGCUGGGGCCCGGCGCGGGGGGUGCGGGGGUCGCCGGGGGCUCGGGAGGGGGAGCCGCGGCCGCCCCGCCCCCGUGCCGCGCCGCACCGCCCCCCUGUCCCUACCUGGACCUCGAGCCGUCGCCGUCGGACUCAGAGGACUCAGAGAGCCUGGGCGGCGCGUCACUGGGCGGCCUGGAGCCCUGGUGGUUCGCCGAUUUCCCGUACCCAUACGCCGAGCGCCUCGGGCCGCCGCCGGGCCGCUAUUGGUCGGUCGACAAGCUCGGAGGCUGGCGCGCCGGCAGCUGGGACUACCUGCCCCCGCGCAGCGGUCCCGCCGCCUGGCACUGUCGCCACUGCGCCAGCCUGGAGCUGCUGCCACCGCCGCGCCAUCUCAGCUGCUCGCACGACGGCCUGGACGGCGGCUGGUGGGCGCCCCCGCCCCCGCCCUGGGCCGCGGGACCUCCGCCCCGGCGUCGGGCCCGCUGCGGAUGUCCUCGGCCACACUCUCACCGCCCGCGGGCCUCGCACCGCGCUCCCGCCGCGCCGCAUCAUCACCGGCAUCGGCGCCCCGUGGGGGGCUGGGAUCUCCCGCCGCCCGCGCCCACCUCGCGCUCGCUGGAGGACCUCAGCUCGUGUCCCCGCGCCGCCCCUGCGCGCAGGCUCACCGGGCCCUCUCGCCACGCGCGCCGGUGCCCGCACGCCGCGCACUGGGGACCUCCGCUGCCCGCGAUGCCACCCCACCGGAGACACCGGGGCGGGGACCUGGGCACUCGCAGGGGCUCAGCGCACUUCUCCAGCCUCGAGUCCGAAGUAUGACGCGGCCCAGGGGGCCCCACCGCCCCCUCGGUCAGCGCAGGCCACGGCCCGAGGGGGCGCGCACAACGGAUAGGACCCGCGUGGGUUGGGAAGGAGAAACAUGGAACUGGGUGGACCCCGCCUGGAGCAGCGUCCUGCGCCCCCUCGCGUUGGGGGAACCACGAGCCAGAGGGGAUUUGGUUGCCCAAAUCCUACCCAGCCUGAGAGCGACAGGGGGGGUCUUGGAGCCCAGCCGACUUUUUUUUAAAAACCCGAUAAGGGCUUUUUAACUUCACCAGAUGGGGCGGGAGGUUGGGGGGGGUCACGCCAUGCCCGAGCCCCGCCCCCACGCCCGGGGCCGUGGCCCCCACAUCACUGUGCAGCUCCCCGGCCCCGGCCACGCCUCCGGGGAAGCCCGUUUUUAACCUUUCAUCCAUCGGGACUCAAAACUGUGAUACGCGUUCGCCAAACUGUGACCCCAGACUUGGCCCCGCCACACAGAAACCCCUGACCCCAGACUGUGACUUCCGACACCUAAAAUGGUCAUCCGACCCCAGACUGUGACCCGAACCCCAGACUGUGACCCUAAUGUCAAACCGUGACACUUCCCCCUCUCUUUUUUUUCCCUCAAUGGCUUUUCCCUCCUCUGACCUAGGACCCGUCCCAACGGAAGCCCUGUCUUCCUCUGCCCCACGAUGAUCUCAACCUUUCUUAAGCCGAAAGUCCCACCACCACUCCCACCUCCCCACCAUCCCAGGUGCCAUCAACCAUAUCUUCUCCAAGCUCAGCCCUUAUUAGUGACCUUUCGGUGAUGACCCGGCAGACAUCCCCCCCCAAAAAAAAGCUUCCUCUUCCCAGAUCUCCAGCCGGGUCUGGAGCUGGGUUGUGGAGGGGAGGGUCUGAGAGCCCACACUUCACCACCGACUUCUCGUCCCACUCCACGGUCCUACAUUGCAGUGUUUGGAAUAAACCAUGUUUUUAUGCCUCCUCA